AUGAAGAAGAAAAUGUAGAAGAUGCACAGACACAAAUUAUUAUAUGAGGAUGUUUUGAAAUAAGUGGAGAAGGAGGAUGUGGCGUUUUUUAGCAAGUGCACGAAAUUCAGAGAUUAAGCACCACAUCCAAUCACCUUGGAUAGGGCUCUGCAAUUCCUGUGGUUAAAAGAGCAGGUAAAAGAUGCUUAAUUAAAAGGGUUUCAGAAGAUUGAUAGAAAGAUAGCAUUGCAAUUUGGAUAGAGGAGGGUGUGUAAAAUAGACUCUACUAUGAAACAUGAUGGACCGUCGAGUGCCCGUAUUAUAAAGACAUCCAAGAUUGAUUAGGGGAUGAUCAACGGUUGGCACAAUGGUGCUGGAGAUUCUAAAUUCGACUUGGGUCCACAGUAUAACAUAAAGAAACUGGAGAAAAACGAAGAGGAAAUUGAGUAUGAAGAAUUAAUAAAGUAAGAACAACAGAGUCCAAGCGAAUACAAGAUCAAGCUCAAUCAUCAGGAUCUAUACAAUAAUGAUAUAAGUGAGAAAUAUGCAUUCAGUAACAUGGACACCAAAUAAUUGUUAUAAAAAUUAAAUGAACUAAAAUAAAUCAAUAAGUAAAAGAAUGAGUAGCCUUAAGACUAUGUGGAAGUGGAAGGCUAACGGUUUUACCAUGUCCUAAGUGAUAUAGAGGAUUACCUGGAUAAGAAGGUGGACAAUAAAACAUUGAUACAAGAAAUGAGAGCAUUCUAAACAUUUUACCCAAUCAAAAGAAAAUUGCAAAUCAAAUAAUUAAAUCCUGGAGAUCCUCUGUGUUUAGGAACUGAAUCCUAAACUGAUGGUGCUUAGAAAUCCACUUCCUCUCGAUUAUUUGAUAGAAAGAGAACUUUUACAAAUAUGAAAUGCGAACUAUUCAAUACGAAUAAUUACGUGUUCCAUGUUAGAGAAGUGCCUAAUAUUGGUUAAUAAUUGAGGAGAAAUCACUUCUCCCAAUUGAUAGAAGAGUUGAGAGAAAAUGGAAUGAGAACGCCUAGGGAAAUCCAUGAGGUGUCUCCUGAAAAUUCAAUUAAGGCAUCUCAGAUAGAAUCAAGUGAGAAUGAUACUAAAUAGAUAAGGAAAUUUUAUUUGAAGUUCCCGAAAUAAAAAGGAGAAUCAAGUCAAACGACUUCUAGGACAAAAAGUCAAAGAUUCGGAACUUUGUAGUCUUAAUUAUCCCAUUAGUAUCCUCAAUAACCUUAGAAGGCAUCUAUGAGCAAUUUAUAUGGCAGUAGCACAGAAAUACGAUUGGAGAGUCCUGGGAAGAGUAAGAAUAGAUUAGAUUCCAGAAUCGAUAGGUAUGUAAAAUAGUAUUUAAAGAACUAAAAUACUAUUUAAUAAAAUUAAAAUGUUGAUAUGACAGUAUUAAGGGAGAAAUAUAAAUCUUUGAAAACUGAAAGGGAGAAGGAGAUUACUAGGAUGUAUAAAAGUUAGUAAAUUGAAGGGAUUAAUAAUAAAACUGUUCAUUUAUAGUGA
Molecule: messenger RNA, 1485 nt
Organism: Paramecium tetraurelia
Lineage: Eukaryota; Ciliophora; Oligohymenophorea; Peniculida; Parameciidae
Exons: 3
Source: RefSeq, a predicted model, not a curated record